AUGCCGUUGGUAUCUAAGGCCUUGCUUGUACUGGCCAUUUUCCAACUUUUGCACUCUGGUUUCUCUUCGCAUGAGUUUCUCACCAUCAAGAAGCGCCUAGUCACUCAAAGUAACCUCGACGUUGCGCACUUGCAGCUGCCGAAAGAUGUCCAGUUAGAAGCCAUGUCGGGGGUAAUUCUACUUAUUCUAUCGGUUUUCAUGUCUUUCAGCAAGCUCUGCUAUUUGUCAUUGGGUGGGAAGCUUAAGGUUCUGAGGGUGAACGAAUAUUUGAAGGAGAUAAAUAUGAACAAAGCCACAAGUGACAAGAACCUUGCAGGGUGCAACCCAUACGGCGAGAUGUGCUACACGCCCAACCUGGUUGACGUACAUGCCAAGAGAGAACAGGUUGCGCAAUGGAACAAGAUUCGCGAUCCGGAGCUCUUUGCCAAAAAAGACUAA
Lachancea thermotolerans CBS 6340 is the source of this 438-nucleotide messenger RNA. RefSeq names its product Emc5p (gene EMC5). Gene Ontology annotation, biological process: protein folding in endoplasmic reticulum. Bases 1 to 438 code for a protein of 145 amino acids. Gene Ontology annotation, cellular component: EMC complex. The transcript has a single exon. Lineage: Eukaryota; Fungi; Ascomycota; Saccharomycetes; Saccharomycetales; Saccharomycetaceae. The record is from RefSeq and is a predicted model, not a curated record.